CACCAAGGGACAAACAAGAUCUUUAGAGGAUUGCCUUGCAGACUUGGAUCUCCUUGAUCUAGAAGCCAAAUUCUUCUAAAGUGUUGAAGCGAUGGUAAGAGCAUCCAGAAGAGUGUUUCAUCUGUUCAAUCGUGUUUGAAGUGUUAAAAGUGAGAGACAGAGAUACUUGUGGUAUCAAGUGGCCAUUACUCUGACCUUCGAUUCUGUAUAGCAUGGCGAGCAACAAAUCAGUUGAGGAAAUGGGGACAAAACGUGUUGUGAAUUGCUUAUACAGACACCCCGAAGCAAGUUUUAAGCUGAUUUGCUUCCCGUGGGCAGGAGGAGGAUCUAACCAUUUUGCAAAAUGGGGCAAACAUUUUCAUCAUUCAAUAGAAGUUUCCUCUAUAAGGCUUCCUGGAAGAGAAAGUCGAACUAAUGAACCAUUUGCAACUACCAUGGAUCAAAUAGUUGCUGAAAUUUCUAAUACUUUGCUGCCAAUACUCCAGGAUAUUCCUUUUGCAUUUUUUGGUCACAGCAUGGGAACAACUAUUGCCUUUAUGACUGCUCUACACUUAAAAGAAAAUUACAAGUUACAACCAGUACAUUUUUUUGUGUCAAGUGCAAAUCCUCCACAUAAAAACAAUAUUUCGAGCCAUCCAAGUAUCUUCAGUAUGUCAGAAGAACAAAUUCUCCAGUUUAUCAUGAAUGCUGGUGGCACUCCCAAGGAGGUUCUUGAAAACAAAGAACUUUUGGAAAUAUUUCUUCCUAUUUUUAAAGCAGAUGCUCAUAUUCUGCAAAAUUUCGUCUUUGUCAAACCAGCAAAGACUCUUUCUUGUGAUAUUACAUGUUUUUCUGGGACUGAAGAGAAAGCAAGUGAAACAGAAGCCUGGAAGGACCUAACCAGUGGGAGUGUGGAUAGUUACAAGCUUCCUGGAGAUCACUUUUAUCUCAUUAAACCUUCUAAUGAAACUUUCAUCAUAAACUACAUGACCAAAUGCCUUGAAGUGUCACAUUUUUCCUAAUGCUUGGAGUUUUAAUUGUUGUUAGUAGAUAAAUUACAUCAUUUCCAUGGUAAUCUAAGGCAAUCAAAGUAAUUGUAUAUUUUUAGUGCAUUCAAGUCUUAUUUGUCAAUAGACUGAAUGCUAUGCUUCCAAAAAAAAUUUGUCAGGAUAAUUUGUUAAAACUAAACAUCUUUCUUGUCAUAUGCCAAAAAAAAAAAUCUUGGAUCCUUUCAAACAAAUAAGUAAUAUACUAGACAGUCGAAUUAUUUUGUUUCUCUUUAUAUUAGGAUCAUUUGAAUGCUGUCAUUUGUAUGUUUAUCCCAAAUGAUAAAACAUGAGUGUACUUUUUCCAUUAUUUAGCCUAUGGAAAUAAUGUUGAAGAAAUGAUUGAGAUGAAUUUAUUCAUGUUUCCAUUAACACAAAAAUUCACAAACCUUCUGUGAUUUCAUACUUCUGAGAAAUUCUUGGUAUGAGAAUGUUCUCUACCAACAGAUCAAAAUAAUUCAUGUCUAAGGUCCAGGAACUUAUUUGAGGGGCACAGUAAUUAAGUGACUUGCCUAUGAUCACAUAGCUAAUGUCAGCGAUGAAAUGAAAACCCAGCUCUUCUUACCUGGAAGUUCAACACUCCCUAUAUGACACCAGAGUACUUUUUUUUAACCAUUAAUAUAUUUAGGGUCAGUUUUUUUAUACCCUCUCUCCUUUUAGGUAAACUAGAACGGAGAAGAAAGAAAAUAUAUUUACAAUUAAGUGGAUUAUCAAAGUAGAAUAUAACCAUUACAAUACUGCUCAGCAUAGAGCUUAUAAAAAAAAUUAUCAAAUUAAAUUGAAAUGUUGAUUUACUUAUUAGAGGAGGAUUUUAUAAUAAUCAAAUCAGAAUUUUUUUUUGUUUGAAAAGAAUUGCUAUUACAUUUAUU
Messenger RNA from Antechinus flavipes (yellow-footed antechinus), 1894 nucleotides. RefSeq names its product oleoyl-ACP hydrolase (gene OLAH). The transcript is spliced from 8 exons. Gene Ontology annotation, biological process: lipid biosynthetic process. The coding region runs from base 213 to 1001 and encodes 262 amino acids. The record is from RefSeq and is a predicted model, not a curated record. NCBI's taxonomy places the organism in Eukaryota, Metazoa, Chordata, Mammalia, Dasyuromorphia, Dasyuridae.